Messenger RNA from Colletotrichum chrysophilum, 357 nucleotides. RefSeq lists its product as uncharacterized. The coding region runs from base 1 to 357 and encodes 118 amino acids. Lineage: Eukaryota; Fungi; Ascomycota; Sordariomycetes; Glomerellales; Glomerellaceae. The record is from RefSeq and is a predicted model, not a curated record. The transcript is spliced from 2 exons.
AUGACGCUCCCCAGGGAGAUGCUAAACCGACUCCGCAUUAAGGCCUCCUCUCACGGCGGUGGCGAAGAAGGCUUCUACGACGUGAUCAAGUCCGGCGUUCAGAAGACUGGACCUGCUGUUCUGUACAUUGCAAAGAAGGCUGUGCACGCCGUCAUUCUUGUCAUUGUCGUUGAGCUCUCCGAGAGAUUCAAGGGUGCAGUCGGCGCGGAGAGCAGCGCAACUCCUUACAAUUUAGGCGAUAACCACAACAAGAUGGGCCGUUUCAACGCUGUUCCGCCUAAGCAAGCUAUCGGCAAAACAUCUGAUCACGGCCAUAAGGCGGUGGAGACGAUGAUCCCACCAACGGCCAUGGGUUAG